AUGCGUUCCACUAAAGGCUCACAGUAUCUCUCAUCUCCACUUUCCUCUCAUCUUGCUACGACGUUGGCCAACUCAGGAGACAUCCUUUUUUCUUCCCCUGUUACUAAUCACCGCAGUAGUCCAUAUUUGCUCUCAUCCUCUCAACCUCCAUCCUUUCAGCAGCACCAAAACAGUUCGGUCUUUUCACUGGUUGAUCCCAAUAUCGAGCUGCCAACAAUAAGCGCUAACGAGGUUGAGCAAGUCUUAAGUCAGCUUCAGUCGACAUCGUCCUCUCAAUCGUCUGCACCACCGCCAUCUCGAAAGACAUCGGGCUAUUGGUUUUCUAAAGAUGAUUCUUUUACCCCUCCUCCGAUAAAGCGCUCCUUUGGUGGGUCUGUUAUGCCUGUGGUAACAUGCACAACCCAUCAAACGCAGAGUUCACAGUCACUUCAGACGCGAUCUUCUUCAUUAUUUGCUGCUCUUCAACUGCCUCCAAUGGGUGUUGGACAAGCAACAAUUUCUUCUUCUGUCUCUCCUCCACUGCACGCAGCAUUGCGAAGACAGCUGCUUACGCCGUCAACCGCCUUUAUCAAUCUCUCAAAUGCAGCUAAACAACGUCAGGAAAAUCUUACAGUGCGUCUGGCCAAUCGAGCCAAAUUGACUGCUGCUGCUCGGAUUCCCGUUGUCGUUAAUCCGUCGACGGUCAGCUCCGAAUGUACCACACCAACUCGAUCUGUCGCAUCACAAGCGCCUACUUCCACCGACCUUCACAUCUCCCAGGAUCCUAACGAGCGCUUUCGGUUUGUCUGUCCUCACCCGCGAUGCGGUCGGCGGUACCAGGCGCGAAUUGGCUUGACCCGUCACUUGGUGAAGUACCAUGGAGAGAACGUGGAGUCGGAGGAGGUGGUGACGUUGAAGCCGAAUUCGGAUCCUCUCCCAUCCUCAACAGCCGGUGCCGUUUGCAACGAAGAGGCUACUCUCUCGCGCUCAUCUGUUUCUUCCUGCACGACCACCGCUGGGCCCUCUUCUUCCCUCAAACUUUGCUUCUCCGUGCGGACUGUUCGGGUGGAUCAACGGUCGUCUCAGUCACUGGACAGAUCAAAAGUUCAGCGUCGCUGUCCAUCACCUCCGCCCCCUUCCUCCUCCUCAAGCACUCUUGCCUGUCCUCUUCCCUCCUCUGCACUCAAGAUAGCCCCCACCGCUGUGACUCACACGAAUCUGCGUAGCCAGACCUCACCUAGUCUGGCCUCUGAUCGCCAGACGACCACUACCGUCAGUGGGGCUCCCAAGGUGGCCAUCGUCUCUGUGCAACGCUCACCACCCCCCAUUUCUGUUCCGGUUGCUGCUUCCACCGCCGUCGCCGCCCGCCCCGACCCUCUUUUGGUGCAGCAACCACCACCCCCGCCAACACUUCAGCCUCAGUCCCCUUUCCUCAUGGGCAUUUACUCCAACGAUGUCACCGAACCGAUUAGCACCUGCAAGUUAAGUGAAGUGCUUUCCACUUUCGAAACCAAAGUAUUCUCUUCUUUUAUAGCUGGCGGAGCCCAAACAGAUCCUUGGUGUUGUAGCAGUAGUGAUAGGACCGCGCCCCUCGCCAGCGUUCCUCACUGUUCCUCCUCGUGUUGUUGGCAAGAUGAUUGUGAGUUUGAACAUGAAGAAGACGAGGAGGACUUUUUGGAGGAGGAUUGCAGCAGUGAUCUGGGCUUCGAUAGCUACUACUAUCCCAGUCGGCCUACUGACUCUCUUCCCUGUCUGCUGCACCCAACUUAUCCUCGUCAUUUUCAUUCUCCUCCGCCUUCCCUCCACCUGCUUCCUCGCGGUUCUGCCGUCGACCUCUCCACCGCCGGUAUGACUGAAGAAUGUUCCAGCUGUUGUUGGACCGCCGAUUCAGACUUCUCUAGUUCCCUCGGUGGUGGUCGUGGUGGUCGGCACUCUUCAGAGGACGGGAGAGGUCCCAACACUGGGGGAUUCUGGACCUCACCAUAUCCUCGGGUGCCUCCGACACGGCAGCGGAAACAACGACUUUCAUCAACUUCUUCAGCUAUGCUAUUCUCUCGUAGACGAUUUUCAACAACUGUCGAGAAGAAGAUGCGCUGGAGGCGUGGCGAGCGUCAUGGACGACGGCGUACGGUAAGCAGUAGUGGCGGUAGCAGCGGCGGCCUCCCUAUCACGGCUGCGCCCAACGCUGCUGACGUCGUUGUCGGCACUGCGCGGUCAGCGAGUGUUACGCGUAAUGGGAAAGGCGAUAAGUCAUCUUCCCUGGCAAAGGGUUCUGACGAACUGGUUGCUUGUCCAAUUCACGAUUGUGGCCUCGUCUGCUCUGGAUGCGAAAACCUCUGCGAACAUCUAAAGGAGUGCCAUCUUCCUGACUGUAAAUACACCUCAUUUAGGCAUCUCAAAUGCAGUCGCAUUAAUGAUGGCUGUCGGGAAAUCAAAUUCUAUGCAUGUGGAUCUGCAGUGCCCAGCGUUAAUGUUCUCUCCUCUAAGCUGAUCGGAUUCAAGUCCUCAAGCAGCAUUGUUGUGCCCUAUGCCUUCGUCUUUGCACUUGCUGUCGUGAUCGGUUUUAGCGUGUUAGCUACUGUUUUCAUUACUUGUCGACACUGUCUACUUACAGCCAGGAAUAAGCCAGUACGAUUGAUAUUCGCCUGCCCGGUGAAAAGCUGUCGGACCUUUUGCGCCAACGAGGCUGCAUUCGAGGCGCACUUCGAUGCCCACCUGGAGAGUCAUAUAUCUGGCAAGAUUGGUGACUUCUUUCGCCGAACCUCUACCGACUAUGAGGCUGAGACAGCCAAAUCUAAGCAACAUCAGCGGCGGCGUCACGUGAAGUCGGCAUCAUCCCUCGUGGAUCUCAAUAUGGACGUGUUCGGCAGCCUCUGUCUCCCUGUAUCUCCUGCGGACCAGCCCAUCUGCAACCGCAGUUCAGAUGAUCCUAGCUGUUCUGUGAACAAUGCUGCCAAACUCGACAGCCCUUCUACAUCUGUGGCUCUUCUUGAUGGUAUGAAUUCCUCUUCCGCUAUUGUUGUUUACGGUGGCCUAUUCAUUGACUCGUUACCUGUUGAUGCACUUCUUCAUGGUACAAAGUAUAAUUUUUACUUCUAUAUGUUUGUGACUAUGUGUCCCUUUUUAUCAAACUUAGGAGAGAAUUGGAGUCUCUUACAGGCUUUGGACCUCCUUCCUGAUGAUGUUCUGCAUGAGUUGCUGCAGGAGAAAACCUCUGGCUCCAACACUAAUGGCGCUUGGACAGGUCCAUCCUCUUUCAACGCCGGUGAGAGCGGGAACACCCCAACUCUCUCUAAUGGUUCCUCAGGUGGGAUUGGCAGUGUCCAGGGCUCCAACAUGCAGCAUCUGCAGCAGCAGACUCCCAUGGUCGUCUCCUGUUCUUCAUCUUCCGAUAGUGAGACUUCCGUCUCCGUUCACUCAGAGCGCUGUCAUCAGUGCCUAGGUGGAGGCAGUGUUGUGAAGCGUCAGAGAAACUCGCUAACUUGUCUUGAUUUUCCGAGAUCGGGACAGGUCGGUCUCUCGCGUACACGCUCAACGCAAUUACAAUCGAAAAAAGAGCCUCCGCCUCCAAAUAGCCUUCCCUCGGCAUCACAACUUCUUUUCCCAAAUAAGUCGGUGGCAUCGCAUGCCGUUUCAACGGAGGAUGUCUUUCACCUCCCAGAGGCUUGGCACCAAGUGUGUCCGGAACCAGAUUCUACCCGCCCUAAUUGGAGGGAGGAGGAAAGAAGUGGAGUACCGUUUGGCUUUCUAGAAGAAAGCGAGAAGACCCCCACCUGUCACCUCUCUGACACUGACAUGCCUCCGCUCUCAUCCUGUCUUUUGCCCACCCCUACUACUCCCGUCACAGCCACUGCCUAUUCGCAUCAUCGGAGGUACACAAAUCGUCUGAAGCGUCGCAGGCGCGCACUUGGCGAACGAUUCUACACACUUGACUCAAGGUAUCUCUCUCCUCAGCAGGAUACUUCUUCCAAUUCCUUUGAGGUGUCCCAGCACAACUAG
Hydatigera taeniaeformis is the source of this 3978-nucleotide messenger RNA. The record is from the annotation of a GenBank genome assembly. NCBI's taxonomy places the organism in Eukaryota, Metazoa, Platyhelminthes, Cestoda, Cyclophyllidea, Taeniidae.